UCAGACGACAUAUCCUCGCAGUAGGUGUUGAGCUCUUCAUCCAAAAAGUUUUCCUCAUUUAUUCAUUAAUCGAAAAAUACAGCAACAGUACUAUACUCGUACGAUGCAGGUGAUAUUCAGUUUUGUGCUGUUUGGUGUUUUUUGCAAAACACUCGGAGAAGAAAGUUUUUUACCUCCAUAUAUUCAAACAUGCCACAUAGAUGACAAAGAAAUAUCAAAAUGCAUCAAAGAGCAAAUAGAAGCCAGUCUCCCAUACUUUACUAAAGGAGUGCCCGAACUGAACGUGCCUUCAAUAGAUCCUGUGCAAUUGAAUGACAUCAAAAUAGACGGAAAUGGACUUCUUUUAAAGUUUACUAAUGCUGAAAUGCACGGGCUCAGUGAAAGUAAGCUUACAGAUUUAAUAGUCAACGUCGGAACUGUAGAUCAGGAAUUCAGAUUAACAUUCAAAGGAAAUUUGAAUUUAACAGCAUUGUACGAAGUACAAGGACGUAUCCUUAUUCUGCCAAUCGAAGGAAACGGAGACGCUGUAGUAACCGCGCAGGGCGUGGAAGUUGAAAUUAAUAGUAAAUUAACCCAAGUGAAGGACGCCAAGGGUCAAGAACACUUUAAACUAAUCACGCCUACCUAUAAAUAUACCAUAGAAAAAACAACUUUUGACUUGAAAAACUUGUUCAACGGUAACAAACAGUUAGCUGAAACAACUCUUCAGUUCGCGAAUGACAAUUGGCAGCAACUGAUGGACGAUCUCGCGCCACCCGCAAUUAAGCAGAUCGUGCGAACCUGCGUCAAAGCCAUCAAUAAAUUCUUCUCCAAUGUGACAAUUUCUAGAAUAAUUAGAGGUUAUAAACCCAUUUAAUUUCGUCCGUCGUGAUAUUCAAAUAAAUUUCCAGCGUUUCGUUAUCUUAUAGAUAUAUAGGUGCCUAUUUAAUAGUAUGAUAUUUCUAUGAUACAAACAACUCGUCGAAUUUCUACCAGUCAAUAAAAAUAAAUAUAUAAUUAAUUUAUAUUAAGCAUUAUAUAGGUAGUAACAGUCUACCUCAAGUGCCAUGAAGUGCAAUUGUUGUGAUUGUGAUAAUGCAUAACUGGUAUAAUUAAGCUUUUUAAUAAUUUUUGCUAUCAGAGGUGUCGAGACUUAAAAUAUACAUUAAAAAGUUCGGUAACAAAUACCUGUAAAUGUCACAAAAGUAUAGAUAGAAAAAAUAGUAAUUAACUAUUAAUUUUUUUUUUGGAAGAUUUUUUCCAAAAACAAUAUUCUGUGUAGGAAUAAUAUUUCUAAUUAGAGCUAUGAGCCGCUAUUUAAAUAUAUAUAACAUUUAUUUCAUAGGAAAUAACAAGAGCGAUUCCCAUCACUCGCGCAGGAUAUGUCAUAUCGUAUUUUUUUAUAAAGUACAGUUAAUGUUUAUUUAUAAUUAUACACGUGUGAUAUGAAAUAAAAAUAUUCUUUAAUUUUAAAUAUAUUUUUAUUUGGAAACUUUACCGUAUUGAAAUUACACAUGGUAUGAAUAAAAGUAUUCAAUAACUCCUUUUACUAAACUAGACGUUAUUUUGCGGAAAUGCAUGUCACUGCUUGGUUGAUUAAAAUUAGUUUGUUUAAAUCCGGUACCAUUAGUAAUAAUAACCGCAAUUGAUCUUCAAAUGUUAGCAGUCGCACGCAUACUGAUUGUAGCGGAAUUAAACAAAAUUAUUUUUAUAAACUAACGAAUCCUUUACUAGCAUGUAACUUUGAAAUAUCUAAAAUUAUAAAGCGUGAUAGAUAACAAUUUACACAAAUAAAAACCUAAUAUAAUUUAAUAAACUACUGACUGAGCCUUGCUUUGCACGGCGUUUUUUUUUUUUUUUUUUUUAAUUAAAA
Messenger RNA from Galleria mellonella (greater wax moth), 1852 nucleotides. RefSeq names its product circadian clock-controlled protein daywake-like. The record is from RefSeq and is a predicted model, not a curated record. The transcript has 5 exons. Bases 104 to 856 code for a protein of 250 amino acids. Lineage: Eukaryota; Metazoa; Arthropoda; Insecta; Lepidoptera; Pyralidae.